CUCUGGUCCUGUCAUACCUAUGGGGGACCAACCUUGUGCCUCCGGGAGAUCCACGCUCCCACCAGGAAAUACGCGGGAACCCAAGCCUCCAAAAAAGCGCUGUGUCCUGGCUCCGCGGUGGGAUUAUCCUGAAGGGACUCCCAGUGGAGGUAGUACCACUCUCCCCUCGGCGCCUCCUCCUGCAUCUGCUGGACUCAAGUCGCACCCUCCUCCUCCGGAGAAGUAGUGAAAUAGA
Molecule: messenger RNA, 235 nt
Organism: Mus pahari (shrew mouse)
Lineage: Eukaryota; Metazoa; Chordata; Mammalia; Rodentia; Muridae
Gene: Nbdy
Product: negative regulator of P-body association
Exons: 1
Coding region: 20-226 (68 amino acids)
Source: RefSeq, a predicted model, not a curated record